GUCCUCUGCGCCUCCUCCCUUUUUUCAACCGCUAAUAAAAACGACACAUUCCUCUGCCAAACGCAGACUCCUUCAUCAAUUGGAGCACUUCUUUAUAAACAUGACACGGUCAACGAUUUCAGCGUCUCCGAUCUUCAUCACCUUCACGCUCCUGUUCAUCACUUUUGCGUGCGCCACAUCGGUGAACGAAAUUGAGAACGGCGAACCGAACGGUUCCGACGGAUUCACGGUUCCAAGCCAUGUGGAGAAACAGGGACAAGACGCGAUGAAAGAGUAUUUGGAUAGCGUAUUCGAAAACGCACUCUUCGCCGGUGAUUCUACUGAAACAUAUCCGCAUAGCUAUGGCAUCGAAGCAGAGAGUAAUACACAGAUUAAAGAGGAUAAAUCUGGUGAUGAAGAGCCCAAAGAAUCCGGGGAAGGACAUAAGCUGAUAAUUCCGAAACAUAUUGAAGAGGAGGGAGCAGAAGCCAUCAAAAAAUAUUUGGAUGAUUUAUUCAGCAAAGCACUCCUUGGCAUGGAUUCAACUCAAACGGAGCAAAAUCCGGAAGCACAUCAACAUAGCAAUUCCAUUCAACUUGACAGCAAAACACACAUUACACAAGAGGGUAAGAACAACGUGGUAGAUAAAUCAUUUGAUAAAGUGUCUAAAUUGACAAAGGAAGAAGAAUUGGUAAAUGAUGAUAUUGCAGUGAAUGUUAACCUUGAGAUGGUGGGUGAUGGAGAGUAUGUUCUAAAGAUCAAGAGGGUGAAUCCAAGUUCAAACGAUGGGGAUAAAGUAGAAAGGGCUAAGCAUUUGGCUCAAAAUGGAGCAAUGUUGUUACAUUACGGAGAGAUUCUUAAAGACAUGGGAGAAAAAUUGAUUACCCAAUCCCAAACAUUGCUUUACUCUGUUUUUAAAAUGCCUGCACCUCCUAAAUUCAAGUCUGAUGAUCAAUGAUAGUAAUUAUGUACAUCUUCACUUUGUUAUUUUGAAUGCUAACUAUAAGGACACUACGAAUUUAGUUUACAAAUACGAAA
Messenger RNA from Vigna unguiculata (cowpea), 1017 nucleotides. RefSeq lists its product as uncharacterized. Lineage: Eukaryota; Viridiplantae; Streptophyta; Magnoliopsida; Fabales; Fabaceae. The record is from RefSeq and is a predicted model, not a curated record.